This is a messenger RNA of Procambarus clarkii (red swamp crayfish), 3433 nucleotides long. RefSeq lists its product as uncharacterized. NCBI's taxonomy places the organism in Eukaryota, Metazoa, Arthropoda, Malacostraca, Decapoda, Cambaridae. The record is from RefSeq and is a predicted model, not a curated record.
GUGGCGGUGGCGACUGUGGCGGGUCAGGAGGGCACUGUGGCUGUCGUGUCCAUCCCUGGCGUGAGUGGUUACCUCGCCAACCCCUGUCAUCUGCUGGCGCAACAAGAAAAUCACCAAGUUGACUCGCGGGUGACCUUCAACCAGCUGCGACAGGUGGCUCUUACCAAUAUCAUCUUUGCUAACGUCACCCUUCACGCCAUCCAAAACAUUCUGAAUAGCGACUGCAACAUUCCCUUCUCUCUCAACACACUGCCUCCAGUGCCCUCUCUCUACAACUUACAGCAACAAGACGCCUUUCGGGUGAUGCACCGGGAGUUCAUCUUCCUGUUGGCCCACCUGUACUUCGCCAUCAACAACACGGACCCCGCCACCACCACCUGCACCCACGAGACGCGCCUCUUCUCCGACGAGCUCCGGGGGCUGAGUGGGAUGCUGGAGAACAUCAUGUGCCGCUUGACAGUGCUGGUGCAGAGUGAGAGCCAGCUGGCCCCAGCUGUGAGGGAGGUGAUGAGUCUGCGGCUGCAGCACGAGGCCUCCUGUGGGGGCCGCAGCCUCUGGACGUGUAUCUUGGCAUCCCGCAUGCGGCGCGCACUCUCCAUGCUGCGGAGGGUACUACUUCAACACGGCCGCCACAACCACUCUCCCGCCAAUAACAGUGUGGUGUCCACGCAACAGAAGAGGUUUUCCCAGAGGAGGGGUCCUCCCUAUCCUCGCCAAGGAGUUCCUCUGGACUCGCUUCACCGUCGACCUUCUGCAGCGUCCAUGGUCCCACUCCGUGAAUACCAACCUCGCACCUACUCCAGUGAUUCUCAAGCCUUCAGUUUACUGGACUAUAACGUUCAGGAAUUGUCCAACGCUUUGUCAUCUCCCAACAAUCUCAACGGCUCCUCUAACAGCAGCCCUGGUCUCUUUAAUGCUGCAGGUCCUCACGACGGGUCAAACUCUUACAGCAGCCAUGAUUAUUUACUUCCUGCCGACUCCUGGCACCAUAUUGGCAGUGUCAUCAACAAAUCCAGCGGCACCUCCAACCUUCCUGACUCUUCCAGUAGUAUGAACUACAUUAAUACUGUGACAGUAUCCCCAUCUCGCCUCUCUCCCAGGGGCAGCGUUCCCCCUCCCAGCUCCACUGACCUGCGCGAGGCGCUUGCCAACCCUGCGAGUUACUUCCCACUUCGCGGUUACUUUUUGAACCAGGAUCGCGCCAAAGAUCAACACAUGUACAACAUCUCGGGUUCCUCCAACUUGAACUCUUUUCCAAGCAAUUCCUGGGACUCCGGAUUCCUCUUUCACUCCAACACUCUCCCGAAGUCCUCCCAUCCUUCCACCUACUCCAACGUCUCCUACACCAACAAGCCCAGUUACUUAUACACCUCCUCUUACUCCAUAAAUAACCCUUAUUCUUACCCCUCCAUCGACUUUAACAGCAGACCAUAACAGGUAUGCCAGCAGGAACACAGCAAUAGGAAUCCAGUUUUCUUUGCCUGUAGUCAGUCCUUGAUGAUGAUAAUGAUAACGGUUAUGAAAACGAUGGUGAUAAUGAUAACGACUCCGUUUCACUCUUGAAUCAUCACAUAAUGAUAUCAAUGUCUUUGUGUGUGUUCCCUGAUAUUGGGUACGUCACGAAUAUCAAACGCUUAGGAUCCCUUAAAUAAUGAGUACUGAUCCUUCAGCCUUUAAGAGGUGGCACUAUGUUUGCUCGUGUCAAGUAUAUACUUCUGUUAGACGAGUCAAUGGUUUGAAUCUUUCUUCUCCACGUGUUGAGAGAGUGGGAGGGUCGGCGCGGAAAUAGAAAACUGGUUGCACGCGUCAAUAAGAAAACAAAAUGGAUAAAGUAUGUAGUUUGAAAUUUGAGUUGAGUUUUCCUCAGAAAACAUAGGUUUUUAAAACUGUAAACUUAAUUCCAUAAAAGUUAUUGUUAUUACAUGACUUUGUAUGAUAUUAUCAGCCUGAGAUAACUGCAUGUAUCUUUACUGUCUUACGUAUGUUACUAGGGGGAAGGAGGAAAGAUACCCAAAUGGGACAAUGGUAGUCUGUCUUUCCUCCCACCCCUCUUCUCCCAUCUCCCCCUUGACCCACCUUUCUCUUUGUCUCCCAUUUCUCCCCUCCCCUCCACUUUCCCUAUCUCCCCCAUCUCUCAGAAAAUAUAUUAAGGGCAGAGACGACUGUAUGAGUCUUUCAUCUCAACUACAGGCCAGUGUCUCUAACUUACCAUGCAAGGUGAUGGAGAUGAUUGAGAGAAAAACCUAGUAACACCUCUGGAGAGAAGAGACUUUUGUAACACCACCACCAACAUGGGUUCAGGGAGGCUAAAUCUUGUCUCACAGCUUUAGAAGCAUUCUAUAACCAGGUGGCAAAAAUUAAGCAUGAAAAAGAAUAGUGGGCAGACUGCCUUUUCUCCGAUUGUCUGAAAGCAUUUGUCACAGUACCCCAUAAGAGGCUGGUGCAUAAGCUGGAGAAACAGGCAAGAGUAACAGGUAAGUACUGUACCUCUUACUUACCUGCCAGUGGAUAAGGGAGUACCUUAGCAAUAGGAAGCAGAGUUUUGCUGUGGGGAAAGAGGCCUUAGAAUGUCGAGAUGUUAUUAGUAGAGUCCCAGAGGGUUCUAUACUUGGACCUAUCCUGUUUCUGAUAUAUGUAAAUGAUCUUCCAGAGGGUACAGACUCACUCAUUCUCAAUGUUUGCUGACGAAGCUAAAAUCAUGAAAAGGAUCAAGGCAGAGGACAACUUGAUACUAUAAGGGCACCAGCUACAGCAUGUGAAUUACUACUGAUGAUUAUUAAUUACAAGAUGACCUGGACAAACUGGUGGAAUGGUCCAACAAAUGGCUACGAGAGUUUAACUCAAGCAAGUGUUAAGUAAUGAUAGGUGUAAGGAGCAAAUGGUACAAGGUACCAUUUGGGAGGGGAAGGUAUCUAUCAGAACACGUCAAGUCAUUACGAUUAUAUAGCACUUCAAAGGGCUCAGGAUAAGGAUUUGGGAUGGGAUGGGACAGGGAAAGGAAUGAUGCCCAACCACUUGUACGGUCGGGGAUUGAACGCCGACCUGCCUGAAGCGAAACCGUUGCUCUUCUGUCUAGCCCAAGUGAGAUGAAAACUUUAAAGAAUCAGUGAGAAAGAUCUGGGGGUUGAUAUCACGCCGAACCUAUUCUUUGAAGUCCACAGCAAACAGAUAUCAUCAGCGGCAUAUGCUAGGUUGGUCGAUAUAAGAACUGCCUUUAGAAACUUGUGUAAGGAAUCAUUUAAAACCUUGCAUACCCCAUAUGUCAGACCAAUCCUGGAGAAUACAGCUCUAGCGUCGAGUCCGUAUCUAGGCAAGCACAAGACUAAGUUGGAGAAGGUUUAAAUGUAUGUCACCAGACUAGUACCCGAACUGAGGGGUUGAACUAUGAGGAAAGGCUAAGUGAGCUAAACCUCACGUCGCUGGAAGACAAGAG